Haplochromis burtoni (Burton's mouthbrooder) is the source of this 442-nucleotide messenger RNA. RefSeq names its product galactocerebrosidase. Gene Ontology annotation, molecular function: galactosylceramidase activity. Gene Ontology annotation, cellular component: lysosome. Lineage: Eukaryota; Metazoa; Chordata; Actinopteri; Cichliformes; Cichlidae. The record is from RefSeq and is a predicted model, not a curated record. Gene Ontology annotation, biological process: galactosylceramide catabolic process.
CAUGUGAUAGAGAAUGUGCGCGCGCCUACAGUGUCUUGUCAGCUAGCGCUCAGGAUGGACUGCAGAGAGUCGGCGUUAUUAGUGUCCGUUCUCCUCUUGGCUUUGGAUUUGUGCUCUGCUCAGAAUUAUGUCCUGAGCGAUGACGGGGGUCUGGGAAGGGUUUUUGAUGGAAUUGGAGGUUUAAGCGGCGGAGGGGCGACGUCUCGGUUACUGGUGAGUUAUGCGGAGCCGUACCGCAGCCAGAUACUAGACUUCCUGUUUAAGCCAAACUUUGGAGCUUCUUUGCACAUUCUGAAGGUGGAGAUCGGAGGAGAUGCGCAAACUACUGAUGGAACAGAGCCGUCUCACAUGCGCUAUGAAAAUGAUGAGAACUACUACAGAGGCUACGAGUGGUGGCUUAUGAAAGAGGCCAAGAAGAGGAACCCAAAUAUCACACUCAUAG